AUGGAGUCUCCGGUGAUGGCUUAUGCUUACGAUAUAACGCCGAAUUACUCUUACAUUUUCGAAUUCGAGAACGAAUUUAUUCAUACCGACUAUCGGAAAUGGAUGACGGAAAAUUGGACUGUGGCGUUUUACUACGUGGGGGUUUACAUGGCGUUCAUUUUCGGCGGUCAAUACUACAUGCAGAACAGACCCAGAUUCGAGUUACGGCGGACGUUAAUGAUAUGGAAUUGUUCACUAGCAGCAUUUAGCAUCAUGGGCGCCUGUCGGACGCUGCCAGAAUUUAUUCACGUGUUACGGAACUAUGGGAUCUAUCACUCUAUUUGUGUGCCAAGUUUCAUCGAACAAGACAAAGUGUCCGGCUUUUGGACAUGGAUGUUCGUGUUAUCGAAGUUGCCGGAGUUAGGCGACACCGUAUUCAUAGUUCUACGUAAGAAGCCCCUAAUCUUCUUGCACUGGUACCAUCACAUCACCGUCCUGCUUUACACCUGGUACUCCUUCACGGAGUACACGUCCUCGGCUCGUUGGUUCGUGGUUAUGAACUACUGCGUCCAUAGUGUAAUGUACUCGUACUACGCGCUGGUGAGCAUGGGCAAGUACCCGCCGAAGAUGCUGGCGAUGACCAUCACGGUGCUGCAGCUGACGCAGAUGAUCGUGGGUUGCGCCAUCAACGUGUGGGCGCACAACUACAUGGCCACCAGCACCACGCCCACCAGCUGCCACAUCAGCCAGAUCAACAUCAAGCUCUCCAUGGCCAUGUACUUCUCGUACUUCGUCCUCUUCGCACAGUUCUUCUACAAAGCCUACCUCUCCCCCAAAACUGGCAAGAAGGCCAAGACCGAACCAAUCCCCGACGUCCCCGUCAGCAAGAAAGUCAACUACAACAACGUAAACAAUGGUUACCCGCGACAGAGGAACGGCGUUGUCGCACACUAG
Spodoptera littoralis (African cotton leafworm) is the source of this 933-nucleotide messenger RNA. NCBI's taxonomy places the organism in Eukaryota, Metazoa, Arthropoda, Insecta, Lepidoptera, Noctuidae. The record is from the annotation of a GenBank genome assembly.